Messenger RNA from Elgaria multicarinata webbii, 1432 nucleotides. Its product is annotated as arylacetamide deacetylase-like 4. NCBI's taxonomy places the organism in Eukaryota, Metazoa, Chordata, Lepidosauria, Squamata, Anguidae. Bases 1 to 1233 code for a protein of 410 amino acids. Gene Ontology annotation, cellular component: membrane. Gene Ontology annotation, molecular function: lipase activity; carboxylic ester hydrolase activity. The record is from RefSeq and is a predicted model, not a curated record. The transcript is spliced from 4 exons.
AUGGAACUAAGCUAUACUUUUCUGGUGAUCAUUUUGGAAAUUCUAGUCAUUCCUGUUGUCCUGUUGUUAGCUUGGGCUGUUUAUUAUGACCUCUCCACUUCAGAGAUUCCUCCUGGAAUUGAUAAGCCAUUGAAGCUUCGCAUUCUCCACUGCCUCAUGAUUGUUUCUUCUUGUGUGGGCAAGAUCCUGGAGAACCUAUCCCUCUGCUCUAAGAUUCAUUUCAUCCGCUACAUCCAAGAGGGGAAAAAACUGGGGGAGGACCCUAAACUGAACAUAAAGGACCUAACCUUUGAGGACAUCCCCGUGAGGGUUUACCAGCCAAGAGCGUCCACACUGGAGCACAGAAGGAGAGGGGUCGUCUAUUUCCACGGAGGAUCAUGGAUGUUUGGGAGCAUCAAUUCCUAUGAUCAUGUAUGUCGGUACCUUGCCAAAGAAAGUGAUUCAGUUCUUGUGUCUGUUGGAUAUCAUUUGGCACCUGAGGAGAAAUACCCAUCCCAGUUUAAGGAUUGCCUGACUGCCAGCAGACAUUUUAUGAAGACCGCCGAAGACUAUGGAGUCGAUCCUGCUCGCAUUAUCAUCGGCGGGGACAGUGUUGGGGGAAACUUCGCUGCCUCUGUUUGCCAAGCAUUAUCAAGUGGGUCUGAACUCACAAAACCACUGGCUCAGAUUCUGAUCUAUCCCGGCCUCCAGGCAAUAGAUUUUAAUUUGCCUUCGUACCAACAAAACCGGGCUGUCCCAAUCUUGUACCGGGAGGACGUCAUCUCUUCUGCCUUGCAGUAUCUCAAUAAGGACUUGUCAGUGUUGGACAGUGUGAUGCAAGGGUGCCAUGUUCCCAGUGACAUAAAAAUGAGAUUUGGGAAAUGGAUCAAUUCAGAGAACAUCCCCGAGGAAUUCAAGGUCAGGGGUUACAAGCCACAGACGACCACAUCCUUCUUGGAUGAUGUCUAUGAAGUGGUGAAGCAAGCUUUAGAGACAACCUUCUCUCCACUCAUGGCAGAAGAUGCGAUUAUUGGCCAACUUCCCAAGGCAUGCAUUAUCACCUGUGAGUAUGACGUUUUAAGGGAUGACGGCAUCCUCUACAAGAAACGGCUGGAGGACAAUGGAGUACCAGUCACUUGGUACCACAUUGAAGAUGGAUUCCACGGGGUGAUUAACCUCUUUGAUGGAUUUUUGUCAUUUCCCUCUGGCAAAAAGGGAGUGGACAGCAUUGUAACAUUUCUCAAAAGCUUAUGACAGCUUUCUGGUUUUCGUUUUUUGUACCACAAUCACAACAUUCUCCCUUUACACACACUUCUCUCCCCAUAUUCCCCUUUAACCAGGAGUUCUGUAUGUUUCAUUCAUCAGCCACAAGAUGGCACUGGUCUGCCCAUUUUUUAUGUUUCUUCUCGUGACGGAUUUCCUCUUUACAUGCUGAAACAGAAAGGGGAUUUGU